AUGGAAACCCAGCCUACAGCUCCCCAAGCAAAAGCCUCCACAACUGUCCCGCCAAAACCUUCCCGCUCUCCAUCUCCCUGGAAAGAAACAAGCCAGCCUAUUCCCGCAGCUUCUCCUGCCCCUCUUCCGCCAGAUGAUUCAACGCCUAAGCCAAUUGCUAACUCAGAGACAAAAAUAUCUCUAAAUACCGCAAUAAGUGAACUCUUAAAGCAGAAAAGAUUACGAACCCAAAACACUAUCGGCGAUAUGGACGUCCCUGUGCGUUCUCAAAGACGACGCAAGCUAUUAGGUAGAGCCAGCUCAUCCUGUUCUGCCCUGACUACGACAGAUGCGCAACGAGGUCUAUCCCGAGCAAGUUCGAUAGACACGCUGAACGAAGAUGGUUACGGCAGUGUAAUCGAUGGCCUCGAUAGCCCUUCGACAAAAGCGCCGAGCUUCGUCUCGCUAGCCCCUCAGAAAGUCGAAAUUACGCACCCCGAACAGAUGGAGGCACAGCAAAUGUUACGACGAAGACUGGCUCUAUUUCAGAGUAACUCUGCCAAUGGCGAAUUUGCAGAGAAAGCUGUUGGCGAAGAUGAGCCUCUACCCUUAACUCAACUUGAGUAUGAUGAUCCAGACGCGGUAGCAAUGCGCGAGAUGAUCAGCAAUCAGAGCCCGAGGAACGAUGAGGUGGACGAAGGAACUGGACUCGGGGGUUCACGGGCAGGUCGGAAAUUAAUUAUUGGCAAACUACAGGACUGUCGAGGAGGGAGGAACACGAGAUCUCGUAAGUUAGAGGGCUGGUAG
This is a messenger RNA of Trichophyton rubrum CBS 118892, 786 nucleotides long. RefSeq lists its product as uncharacterized. The record is from RefSeq and is a predicted model, not a curated record. NCBI's taxonomy places the organism in Eukaryota, Fungi, Ascomycota, Eurotiomycetes, Onygenales, Arthrodermataceae. The transcript has a single exon. Bases 1 to 786 code for a protein of 261 amino acids.